GGGAAGGCAAACAAACCGAACUGAAACCAUUCUUCAAACCGAGUCCGACCUCUUCUUCCUGUGAUGUCAUGCUACAAAUUGCCCGAGAUCUUUUCUCUCCUCUCCAGAAGGAGCCAGGCUGGCGAGAGGGACGCCAGGGCUGUGCUCUGCAGGAACAAACACGCUCUGGAAUUUCGGUUCUGCCUUCGCAAGCGGCUUGCUUCCCACCCCGCGAAAGCUCCUUUUACAGAAGGAAGGCUGAGAGAAACGCGAGCGCCGACGCUUUGCGGAAAUCCUUUUCUAAAGCAUACGUUCCCAGCAAAUUCGGAUGGACGAGGCUUCGCCAUCGUGAUCUGCAGCCAAGAAUAAGGCAGAAAGUUCUACGACGGCUUCAUCGAAUCGAGGGGGGGGGGAAUGGAACUAAGCAAGCUUUGGGAUGACCUCAUGCGCCACAAAUGAUACGGGUUUUUGACUUUCAAAGACUGGCUAUGUGAUUACAAAUAGCGCUUGGAAGAGAAGAGCAACGUCCUGGUGAUUGCUGCUGGAGAUGUACUCCCCUGCUGCACAGCCUGUGUUUCUUCUCUGAAGCUGUACUCUGCAACCAACUUAACCAAAUACAUCUGCAAGUUAUUCUGGAAUUUAAAAAAAGUUGCAAUAAAAAUACCAGAGAAACCUCCAAAUCACAGGAAUUUUAAAUAUACCAUUAUAAUGGUAAGCUCUAAUUGUUCCACUGAGGACUCCUUUAAAUAUACUUUAUAUGGGUGUAUCUUUAGUAUGGUGUUUGUUCUCGGCCUCAUAGCAAACUGUGUCGCUAUCUACAUUUUUACUUGUACACUAAAAGUGCAAAACGAGACUACCACUUACAUGCUUAAUUUAGCAAUAUCGGAUCUGCUUUUUGUGUUUACAUUACCCUUCAGGAUUUAUUACUUUGUAGCGAGAAACUGGCCAUUUGGAGACAUUCUUUGCAAGAUUUCUGUCACCCUCUUUUAUACAAAUAUGUAUGGGAGCAUUUUGUUUCUGACUUGCAUAAGCGUAGAUCGCUUUUUAGCCAUAGUACACCCCUUUCGAUCCAAGACUCUCCGAACCAAAAGGAACGCAAAAAUUGUCUGCGCUGCAGUAUGGAUAACCGUGUUAACAGGCAGCACACCAGCAAGCUUUUUCCAGUCUACAAACCGCCGUAAUAAUACUGAACAAAGAACGUGCUUUGAAAACUUUUCGGAGGACACAUGGAAAACCUACCUAUCCCGGAUUGUUAUAUUCAUUGAAAUAGUUGGGUUUUUUAUUCCACUCAUCUUGAACGUGACCUGCUCUACUAUGGUCUUACGGACUCUGAAUAAACCACUUACAUUAAGUCGGAAUAAAUUAAGCAAGAAAAAGGUACUCAAAAUGAUUUUUGUCCAUUUGGUGAUAUUCUGCUUCUGCUUUGUGCCUUAUAACAUUACCUUAAUACUUUACUCCCUUAUGAGAACGCAGACCUGGAUUAAUUGUUCAGUGGUAACUGCAGUCAGGACUAUGUACCCCGUCACCCUGUGCAUCGCCGUUUCAAACUGCUGUUUUGACCCUAUAGUUUAUUACUUUACAUCGGAUACAAUUCAAAAUUCAAUAAAAAAGAACCGGUCCACUAGACCACGGGACAUCAGAUUCUCCGAAAGGCCAGUUUCAGAGAACUUCAUUCAACACGGCCUUCAGACCAUAAAAAUGAAAAUAUUUGACAGUGACUCUACAAUCUAAACUGUAUUAAAAGACUACUGGGACUAAACUGGAAUUAGAAGCCUGCACAUUUCUUCAGCUGCGGAAAUAUAUUCUGAUACGUAUAUGUUAUGCUUCCUUCACAUCAGAAAAGUUUAUGAUAAGACUGUAAAAGUGUUAAGCAUAAUAGUACACAGAAGAAGUAUUUUAAGAAUUUAUGUCAAACGUCUGUUCUGACAGGUCGUAUGUUAGAAAUGAACUUUUGGUUUUGGAUUAGGUUAACCAAAGUCCAAAGACUGUCGAGUUAAACACAAAUGAAAAAGUGGGUGUGUUUUUUCUGAAGUUAAAACAAUUGGUCAUUUUUAAUAAUGAUAUUGGUUUCCAAGUUACGGAGGACGGGGGUGAAACUACCUGGUUUACACUGCACGACCCAGCUGCUGAGGAAAACAGCACCGUAUUGAUCACAUCACCUCAGCUACUGUGCCUGCUCCGAAGUUCCCUCUUCUCCCUCUCUUACUCCUCCCUCCCGUCUUUCUCCCCGCACCUUCCUUCUUAAGGACCAUUACGUUCAUAGGAGGCUUCGAUCAAUGGGCUACAAGAACUUUGUUUCUCCCAGGUUUAUCUGAUAAAAUACGUGCUCUCUCCACAAGCCUGGCCCCCAUAAAGCAAUUAAAUCUUCUGGUAGUUCAGGGCAUCUGGAAACAACUCGGACAAACUGGUUUUUCUUCUCACCUCUGUCUCAGAUGUCUGUGUAAUUAUAACAAAAUAACCGCUGAUGACUGAAGUUAGUGCUUUAGGUACAGUACCACUUUAUUAAAACUCUUUCGUGGGAACUUCAACUCAACACGACUUUUGAGCAAAAUAAGGUAAUUCAAUCUCAAAGUAGUAGUUUCUUAGAAAAACAUGACCUUUGCUAACUAGAAAUGAGCAUGUGGAUGAACCCAAAUAUUUCUUCUAGGAAACUAUUUGGUGUCCCAUAAAGAAAUUCAAGACACAGUAAUUUAGAGUGAAACUUCCUCUCAAUCUUUUGUGUCCUAGAAAUAUUUUUAACAUGGGCAUUUAAAAUUUCAAAUGCUAUUUUCUUGCAAACUUUAUAAAGUAUAAAAAUAAAUUACUUGGGGCUACAUGCUGGCAAAAUUAAUUGAGACACUUUGAAAAGUCAAAGCCAUGUAAAAGGAGAAAUAUAUGUAUAUUACUGUUAUGAACAGGAAUAUAUAGACAAAAGUGCUUUAAAACAUCCUGCUAUGUAUGUUUCCCAGCUAUUAGAACAUUGCGUACAUUUUCCUCAAAAUUAAUUUAAUAUCACUGUAAAAUAAACAAAUAUUUAAAAGGUAAAA
Harpia harpyja (harpy eagle) is the source of this 3005-nucleotide messenger RNA. RefSeq names its product lysophosphatidic acid receptor 6 (gene LPAR6). Gene Ontology annotation, biological process: positive regulation of Rho protein signal transduction; phospholipase C-activating G protein-coupled receptor signaling pathway. The transcript has a single exon. Gene Ontology annotation, cellular component: membrane. Gene Ontology annotation, molecular function: lysophosphatidic acid receptor activity. The record is from RefSeq and is a predicted model, not a curated record. Lineage: Eukaryota; Metazoa; Chordata; Aves; Accipitriformes; Accipitridae. The coding region runs from base 688 to 1710 and encodes 340 amino acids.